AUGGCGUCGUUGUCCAGUUUAUUACCCGCACCUGUCCAGCAGGUAUGGGAUAGAGAUGAUGAGCUUAAAGCAAAACGUGUUGGGAGUGCCUUAGUUGUAUCUCAAACUAGCGUUCCUCCUUAUGGUCAAAGGAAAGGAUGGGUACCUAGAGCAGAAGAAGAUUUUGGAGAUGGUGGGGCGUUUCCCGAAAUUCAUGUCGCUCAGUAUCCUUUGGGUAUGGGUGCUCGAGGAAAAGAAAGCACAUCCAAUGCACUUGCUGUACAGUUAGAUGAAUCGGGUAAAGUGAAAUACUCUGCAAUUGCUAGGCAAGGUCACAGUGCUGAUAAGAUAAUAUACACAAAGCUGACAGAUCUCCUGCCUUCAGAAGUUUUAGCUGAAGAUGACCCAACACUACAGAAACCUACAGAAGAUGACAUUCAAGAUCUUACAGAAAAAACUAAAUUAGCAUUAGAGAAGUUAACUAAUGCAAAGAUAUCUGCUGCUUUGCCAGUCAAAGCUGCACCAAAAGCUGCACCAGCACAAUACAUUCGCUAUACUCCAGCACAACAGGGUGGAGCUUUUAAUUCUGGUGCUAAGCAGAGGGUUAUAAGAAUGGUAGAAGCCCAAGUGGACCCAAUGGAGCCCCCUCGCUUCCAAAUCAACCGCAAGAUCCCGCGAGCGGCGCCUUCGCCCCCUGCUCCCGUGCUGCAUUCGCCACCACGACGAGUCUCCGUCAAACAGCAGAGGGACUGGAAAGUGCCUCCAUGUGUCAGUCAUUGGAAGAACGCGAAAGGUUACACUAUACCAUUGGACAAGCGACUAGCGGCGGAUGGGCGUGGUUUGCAGCAAGUACAUAUUAAUGAAAACUUCUCAAAGUUAGCUGAAGCCCUGUAUAUAGCUGACAGAAAAGCCCGAGAAGCCGUAGAGGCGCGUGCGCAACUAGAAAGAAGACUGGCGCAGAGAGAGAAAGAGAAGAAAGAAGAACAUCUUAGGAUGCUUGCGCAGAGGGCUAGAGAUCACAGAGCUGGUAUAAGGGGACCGGAAGAAGAAAAUGAGCCAAUUGGGGAGUUGGACGGAGAAUCGGCAGAGAGAGAUAAGUUGCGAGCGGAGAGACAUAAAGAGAGACAGAGAGACAGGAAUUUGGCACGCGCUGCUCCUGACAAACGUUCUAAACUUGUAAAGGAGCGGGAACGAGAUAUUUCUGAGCAGAUUGCGCUCGGUCUUCCGGCUAAAGCGAGCCAAGGUGGUGAGGCGAUGUUCGAUCAGCGGCUGUUUAACAACUCCAAAGGGAUGGACAGUGGUUACGGUGAUGACGAAGCGUACAACGUGUACGACAAAGCGUGGCGAUCUGGUGACGCCGUCGCCUCUCACAUUUAUCGGCCUUCGAGAAAUGCCGACAGCGACAACUAUGGAGGCGACUUAGAAACGAUCGCUAACACUAGACGUUUCGUAGCUGACAAGGAAUUCGCCGGCACCAGCAGUAGCAAUACUCGAUCAGGCCCCGUUCAGUUUGAAAAGAAUCCGUCGCGAGCGGAACCACCGAGUCGCAGUAAUCAACCAGAGGCUGACUUUGAUCCGUUCGGUCUGGACCGGUUCUUGAGUGAAGCGAAACGUGCAGACAAAAGCUCACGCAAGAGUCAUCAUGAGCCUCACGCCAAGAGACGACGCGAGUGA
Pieris macdunnoughi is the source of this 1653-nucleotide messenger RNA. NCBI's taxonomy places the organism in Eukaryota, Metazoa, Arthropoda, Insecta, Lepidoptera, Pieridae. The record is from the annotation of a GenBank genome assembly.